This is a messenger RNA of Rubroshorea leprosula, 1298 nucleotides long. The record is from the annotation of a GenBank genome assembly. NCBI's taxonomy places the organism in Eukaryota, Viridiplantae, Streptophyta, Magnoliopsida, Malvales, Dipterocarpaceae.
GGAGACAAUCUUCGGUCUUGUUUGCUCUAUCAACGUUGGAAACCAGAAACAAGAACAAAGUUCUGCACUCAUUUCUGCAUUUCUAGUUCGAGGCGGAGUUCUUUUCAAAUAAAUUUCUGCUUCAGUUCUGUGUCAAUUGAUGCAUAAUAAAUAGCACCAAACCCUGAAUCCAAGAGACGUUUUAUUUUUUAUUUUUUUAUUUUUCUUGGGGGGGUUAAAUUCAUCGAUUAUGCAAGUACCCAGAUGGCGAAAUCUGUUGGUGUUGCAAAAUUCAUUGGUGUCGACGUUUUCAGCUCCAAAAACAACAGCAACAGCCAUGAAUUCACAGGUUGCAUCGUUUCACUCUACCCCUCCCGCCUGCCAAAAGUGGAAGAAUAAAUGGAAAUCUGAUAUAAAAAGAACUCAACAACCAUCUAAGAAUUAUAUAAGGUAUGUAACUCGUCAAAAGCGUGCUGACACAAAGAGAGCUCUUAAUGACCUCCUGUAUCAUGGUGGGCUCUCAAAUACACAUAAGGCUGAAGAUCCAAUAAGGAACAAAUGGGAAGAAGGCUGGGAUAUAGAUGGCUCUGGUGGCUCUGAUGAGAAACAGCAGUCUAAGUUUUCUGCUCGACGUGUUGGCAAAUCACACCACAAGAAAAUGAAACGCAAGUUUAGGAGAGAGAGUUUCUCUGAGGACGACAAUAAUCCAGAAACAAUCUUUCAAGCUACAUUUGGGAACAAAUGGUAUACUUGGUCAUUUCCAGGGGAUUCUUUUUCCAAGAAUUUUGCUUCUGGGUUUGAGUGGAGAGAGAACUCAGACUGGAGUAACUGUAGAAAAAGAGGCUGGGCUAGUUCCAGUGAAAGUGAGUCUGAGGAGGAGGGCGAAUUUGAUGCGAUAGGAACAUUCUCUGAUAGAACGAUCCUUGGUCUCCCUCCAACAGGUCCUCUGAAGAUUGAGGAUGUUAAGAAUGCCUUCCGCUUAUCAGCAUUAAAGUGGCAUCCUGAUAAACAUCAAGGCCCUUCACAGGCAAUGGCUGAAGAGAAAUUUAAACUUUGUGUCAAUGCGUACAAAUCCUUGUGUGCUGCUCUAUCCUGAUGCUGGAGCUUCCCGUAUAGAUGCUUUCAACUUCCUGGUACCAGUGGAUUUUCAUUUGUAAGAUGGCCAGAUUAAUUGUCAAGAUGUCUGAUUCAAUUUAUCGUUUCCAAUUUUUUAUCUUCACAAUAAUCAAUAGUGUGUUCGUGUCACAACUAAAUUAGAUCCUGCGACCAAGCUGAUACAGUUUGUAACUUUAUUUGAGAACGCUUUUGGAAGUUUUAUU